Phlebotomus argentipes is the source of this 2906-nucleotide messenger RNA. Its product is annotated as KH domain-containing, RNA-binding, signal transduction-associated protein 2. Gene Ontology annotation, cellular component: nucleus. The record is from RefSeq and is a predicted model, not a curated record. The transcript has 9 exons. Bases 1006 to 2226 code for a protein of 406 amino acids. Lineage: Eukaryota; Metazoa; Arthropoda; Insecta; Diptera; Psychodidae. Gene Ontology annotation, biological process: regulation of alternative mRNA splicing, via spliceosome. Gene Ontology annotation, molecular function: mRNA binding.
CUCUCUCUCUUCACUCUCGCACUCUCCUGUGUUGAAUUUCCUCUCGCGCGCUUCGGGUUGAGCUUCUCCAUCAGCAUAUUGUGCACUGAGGAAAAUAUAGCUCUGUUCCGAUACUAGUCGCUCUACUAAACCACUUUUUCCACCGAGUCAGUCACUCGCCGAUCUCGAAGGUGUCUGGUCGCAGUGAUAAGCUGAGCUCAGCACUGUCGAGGGCAUCCUAAUGAGGCAAAAUUGUGGUGGUGUCUGAGAAAAAUGGUAGAAGAGUGUUCGGCACUUUAAUAUUAAAGAGUUGCAGUGUGACAACGGAAAGCACUUUGUAAACUUGAUGGAUUUUCUGUGCAGAUGAAAGUUUGCGGAAUAAUUGCGGAGAUAGUUUUCUGGUUGUUAUUGUUGUUAUGCUGAAAAACUCCAUCAGAAGUGGUGGUGGAAGAAAUCCUGAAAUUAAAUAAAUGUGCCAUAAAACUCACUAUUCGUGUGACAGAGAAUCUGACGAAGUUCACGCGCUCAUUCGCACGGGCGAGAUUAAUUGGUGAGGUAGUGAUGAAAUAUAAAAAUUGGUGAAUGGUGAAAAGUGAAGAAAUUAUUGACACAGACUUCCGUUUGAUUUUCUCCCAAUAACAACCAACACAAUCUACAGGAUUUUGGCCAUGACGAAAACUUUCUUUGUUGUGCCAUAUCCGGGAAGUAUCGCAUAAUUAGAUGAAAUUCACGGAAGAGAGAGAGAGAGAGAGAGCAAAAGGAAAAGUCAAUGAAGGAAAUUCCCAUGCAGAAUUCAUAAAAAAGGAAACAAUUUAAAAGAGAAUAAAGAAGGGAUUCUUCGCGGAGAAGUGAAAGAAAAAGAGAAAGAGAGUGGGAAGGAAAUUAAUCAAUAACGAGUGAUUCCUGCUUUUUGGGACUUCGUCAACUGAUGCGAAGAAGUAAUUGGAGUACUCUUGCGGCUGAGACUCUCUGAACAAUCUGGUUGCAGAAGAAAAAGAAGUAGCUUGCGAAAAGUUUACACCGGCUAUGGAAGUUUUUCCCACCACAAUGGAGGCUAUUGCACAGAUGGAACGCCAGGAAGAUCGAUCAUCGCGAAACAGUAGCUCAAGUGAUUCGAGUGUAUUCUCUUCGUCGGGAAAAGGAUCAUCGAGUGAGAAGAGCCGGCUUUUGGACAUUACCAGAGAUAAACCAAUAAAAGUGGCUGUCAGAGUGGCGGUUCCAGUUAGGGAUCAUCCAAAGUUCAAUUUCGUGGGAAAAUUACUUGGACCCAAGGGGAACUCCAUGAAACGCCUGCAGGAAGAUACAAUGUGCAAAAUGGCAGUUCUCGGCCGUGGAUCAAUGAAGGAUCGUAAGAAGGAGGAGGAAUUGCGAUUGAGUGGAGAUCCGAGGUAUUCGCAUUUAUCUGAAGAUUUGCACGUUGAAAUAUCAACAUUUGCCGCACCUGCUGAAGCUCACGCUCGAAUUGCCUACGCAUUGGCCGAAGUGAGGAGAUUUCUUGUUCCGGAUUACCACGAUGACAUUCGACAGGAGCAAAUGUGGGAAAUGCAGGCCUUAAGCUCGUCACAGAAUCAAAGUCAGGAGAUCAGCAAUGCCUCGACGCACAGCAACAGCACGGCGGAUCUGCUCGCGAGCACCGCGGACAGCGUGGAGAUGAAUGGGACGAGUGAGUGCGCCAUCGGCGGCAAUGGCGUGGUCACGUCCAUGGCUACGACGUCGGCUGCCAUUCCGGCGCCGCCCAACAGUUCGAUUCUUAUGAUUAGCGGCUCCAAUGGGGAGCUCGAGGUGGCGAACGCCCUGACGCCGCACCAGCCCACACCGGCGGCGGUGAACGAUCUCGUGGCGGCCGCAGCGGCGGCCGGUGGCGCCGUCAUUCCCGCCACGGUCUCCACACUGACGCCGAGCAACUCCAUUCUCACGAUAGCGCCUGGCGAGACAAUCAUGGACACACAUCCGGCGCUGAGAGUCGUGAAGACUGUUAACAUAGGGAAUUUGGCGCGGAAAAGACCGCUGCUGGGCGUCCCGCGCUCCAGCAUGAAUCCGACAAAGCGGACGGUGAUGACACUCCUGGCGCGUGCCAAGAACGCCCAAGCACUCCAUUCAGCCCGAGGUGGUGUUGCAUCAUCUUUGGGGGAGCCAAUACAGACGAUCGCGUCUCCACUAAUUCUGCAGCAGCCGCUCGAUGUGCCCCUCGCAGCUGUGCACAAGGAGAAUAUCUUGCAGAAUAUCUGCAAUUUGUCGCGAAAUUGAAUCACAAUCCGGGGCGGGCGUCGGACAGAAGAGGUGUUGAAGGUGUGUGUGUGUGUGUGUUUUGUGGGAUUAAAAGCAAUUCAGCGGUUUCAACUUUCCUCCUUUUGCACUCUCGACAGUGCACACAUUUGACACUCCCAUUCAUCACGAGUUACACGAGAUUGUCUGUGGGUGUGUGUGUGUGUGGAAUUUAUUGUUUAUUCACCUAUUUAAGUGUGACAGAGGGAAGGUGUAAUUGAGAGAAUCAUUUGAGCACCUGCAUCGAUUCUCUUUCCAUUGAUGCUCUCGAUAUGGCACGAACAAAGCGAUAUGCAAUUACUAUGCAUGACGCUUUUUUUUAUACCUUCUCCGAACUGUGCUUCCUCUCGGGCAUCGGAGAAGCCACACAGAGAGUUUUAUCCAAAGGGGUUGCUAAUAUUGGGGAUGUAAAUUCAAAUACCAAAACCAAAAAUUGUUUUCGCGAUGCAUUUAUUCCGUGUAAUUCCCCCACUUGAAUCGUUUCAUCGCAGGACGAUUUCGGAAUUGAUCUUUAAAAAAAAAAACAGAUAUUUUAUCUUAUAAUUUCGUCAAAAUUUAAUUAUGAAAUUAUUCUGCAUAAUUUUUAUAGAGUGAAAAGCUAAUUUCUCAGCUGAAAAGCCUGUAAACAUCAAUGAAUAGACAACGUUGCUUAAAUACUUGGU